AUGGAGAAGGAUGCGUUUGCAGGGGCUCUCAACCCUGGCCGUCCAGACUACAAGUACACAAAUCGUGAAGGCGGCUGUUCGAAAAUCAGUGAGGAGUUUGACAACUUCCACCUGCCGUUCGAAGGCGAAGUCGAGUGGGAAGAACCACACGAGCUGAUCAAAGAGGGUAUCAACCUGAUCGAAAGCAUCAAAGGCAGCAAAUACAAGUUAGACAGCGAACAACUUGUAGAUCCCAAGACCGUCGUGUCAUUUCCCGCCGUCGAAGCCAACGCUAGCCACUUGCCCGGCACCGAGGAGGACGCAAUCAAGGUUGACGUCCGGCAUUGGACUAAUGCAGUGGACGAGAUCAUCCGGGCAUCAGAGCCCCAGCUGCCCAAGAUGGUGUCGUGGUGGCUGAGUGAGGCCUCAGGCAGUGUGGCUGCAGUGUACAAGGCCGACACAGUGACGGCGACACAGAUUGCCGUAGACAGCAUCUUGAAAGCUGUCCGCAUUGCCAUGACUACCCAUAGCCGGCCUUCUUCGGCGGCGUCUUACCGCAAGCGCUCGCCGAUUCGCAAGACUACAAGUCGCGGCAGCCCGAGCGCAGCCGGCAGAUACGUCUCGAGGUUCAUGGAUAACCUCCGGAAGUGGGCCAAACGCGAGCCCAUGGAACCGCCAAAGCGAGGUCGCGGCCAAUCUUCCAAGUUUCCAUCGGUCGGCGAUAACCCCAACUGCGCGGGAAUUCGCAAGAACGCUCGUCAGGCAACUCCCCUGAACGCUGGCAACUUGCACCUGUUGAAGCAGGGGUUCGGCUACAUCCUUCAACAUCGUAUCCGAUGUGUUGAGCUGACAGACAGUAUGGGCUCAGUCUUCCUUGAGGCUCUAGGCCUCAAGAUAGACGAGUUUACAACUUCGCCGGAGCUCUUCCGACAGGCUCUCAAGUCUGGACCCAUUGGAGCAGGCAAGCUGCGCGUCACUGCCAUAGAACAGCAUCAGCGCGAGCAUAUCAUUGCGGCACGUGUCGCCUUCCGCGAUAGGGCUCGACGUGGCGUGCCUGACGACAUCGUUCCCGAAGGGUCUCAGCUUCCCACUGCGGAAUACUACAGGAAGCUUAAAUACACGGAUAAUGAGAUUCCGCAAAUGGAGGAGUUGAUGUACGGCGUGUGGCUGAGCCCGAAGAGGAAGAAACGGAGCGUAUCUCGUGAGGAGUAA
Messenger RNA from Colletotrichum gloeosporioides, 1191 nucleotides. RefSeq lists its product as uncharacterized. The transcript is spliced from 2 exons. Lineage: Eukaryota; Fungi; Ascomycota; Sordariomycetes; Glomerellales; Glomerellaceae. The record is from RefSeq and is a predicted model, not a curated record. Bases 1 to 1191 code for a protein of 396 amino acids.